This is a messenger RNA of Rhinichthys klamathensis goyatoka, 4233 nucleotides long. RefSeq names its product microtubule-associated protein 1Sa (gene map1sa). Gene Ontology annotation, biological process: regulation of microtubule depolymerization; microtubule cytoskeleton organization; axonogenesis. The record is from RefSeq and is a predicted model, not a curated record. Gene Ontology annotation, molecular function: actin binding; microtubule binding. The transcript is spliced from 7 exons. NCBI's taxonomy places the organism in Eukaryota, Metazoa, Chordata, Actinopteri, Cypriniformes, Leuciscidae. The coding region runs from base 17 to 4024 and encodes 1335 amino acids. Gene Ontology annotation, cellular component: synapse; microtubule; neuronal cell body.
UGAUAAACUUUGCAACAUGGCGGCGGACCACAUCGGCGAGUUGGCAAGCAUGGAAAACUCCAACCGAAGCGCUCGUCCCGGGUUCUGCAGCGAUAAAUACUCUUUGCUCGUCAUUGUCGGACAGCCCGGUCCGGCUGGAUUUGUGGAUUUACUAGUGUCCGAGAUUGAAAGAGGUAUUCGCUCGUGGGACGUCGACCUGACCGCCUGCAACAUCGACGAACAGCUCAAACUGUUUAUUUCAAGACACUCCGCCUGCUUCUCUGAGGACCUCAAAGGCCAGAAGACACUGCAGCACAGCGGGGAUGUGCUAGAGACCCAGGUGAUAGUUAACCCAUCUCAUGAUUUGGUUUGUUCAGAGGUCCGUCGGCUCAUUUCAGAUGCAUCUCUUCAUAAGCUGCUAAUUCUUGCUGGACAAUGUGUUGAAGAUACUGGAGACCUUGAGUUGCAAAUUGGGUCUUUUUCACUAAAUGACUUUAUCCAGAUAUUUACAGAUGAAGAGAUUGGAGAUCUUCUGAGCUCUGCAGACCCUACUCAGAAAGCCAGCCUAACCCUGUGCUGUCCACAAUCUGGGAUGUGGAAAAAUUCUCAAUUAGAAAAGCAUAAUUUGCAAGAUUAUAUAGAAAUUAAAACCAACCCUCCAUUAGUGCUACCAGAGAUGGAGGGCCUUCAGGAGUUCACAGAGUAUCUGUCUGAGUCUCUUGAAGCUCAGUCGCCUUUUGAUCUCCUUUUGCCACCCUGUACAGUGGGCUUCCUGAAACUGUCCCGUCCCUGCUGCUAUGUGUUUCCUGGAGGAAGAGGUGACUGUGCCUUCUUUGCUGUGAAUGGUUUCAAUGUCUUGGUCAAUGGGGGGUCUGAUACUCGAUCCUGUUUUUGGAAACUGGUGAGACAUCUAGACCGAGUCGACUCAGUAUUGCUCACCCAUGUUGGUGUGGAUAAUCUUCCUGGUAUGAACAGCCUACUUCACAGAAAAGUGGCUGAACAAGAAGAAGAGGAGUCCGCUGGAUCGCAGAGCAAUGAAGACUGGCAGAAGAAUCUGAUAUCUCCAGAAAUAGGGGUUGUAUUUUUCAAUGCUUCUGAAAGACUCAAAACAUUGCAGACUGACCCCAGGGUCCUUCAAAGUCGUGAUCAAGUUGCCCUAACAUUACAGCAUUUAGAAAGGUUGUCAAUUCUUCCAGAGCAGCUCAGUCGCUCUGCUGGGCCGGCUAUUGAGCCGGUGAUUCUUUUCCAGAAGAUGGGUGUAGGUCGCCUAGAUCUUUAUGUACUCAAUCCAGUCAAAGGUAGCAAAGAACUUGAAGCUUUCUUGCAAACUUGGCCUGCUAGCACUCCAAACAUAAAAACCUCAGAAAUCCCUCUAGACUGUAUGGUCUCCAUAUGUGCCCUGUUGGUUUGGCAUCCAGCUAAUCCUCGAGAAAAGAUAAUUCGGGUUUUGUUUCCUGGGUGCACUCCAGAAUCCAAGAUCUUCGAAGGUUUAGACAGACUAAAGCAUCUAGAGUUUCUCAAACACCCAGUAGUUAGUUUGAAGGACCUUGAGACAUCAAAGUUGGAUAAACAGCCAAAGCAUGCUGGGAGCAAGGAAAGUCUUAAGAGUAUUUCCAAAGAAUCUCGACCUGGUAGUGCCUUACUCAAAGACAAGGUAAGCAAGGUAGAGUUGAAAAAGCAAGACACUAAAACAAAGACCAAAUCCACUAAUGACACUGUUCUGAAAGAGGGUGAGGAAAAAGCAAAGCCAAAAGAUGAUGUGAAACAAAGACCAUCUAAGCCUGAAAAGCAAGUGACUAAGAAAGAACCUGCUAAAGAUGAAAAGAGAGAAGUUAGGAAGAAAGAGGAACGGCCACCGACAAGUAUUGCAAAAAAGGAUGAGAAUGUAGAGCAAAAGAAAGAACCCUUGAAAAAAGAUCUCAGUGCAAAGCCCAAGAAAGAUAUGAAGCCUGAUGUGAAAAAAGAGGUUAAGAAAGAGGUCAAACCAGAAGACAAAAAACCUACAAAAACUCUUGUUAAGGAAGUUAAGAAAGUCACCGGACAUUUGCCAGGCAAUGCAGAUUCUAGAAAGUCAGUUGUCAAGAAUGGCUCACUAAAGAAAGAUUUGAUGGUCCCUAAAAAGGAUCCUUUACCCAAAGGGAAGCCAAAGCCAGACAAAAAAGAUCCUGACAAUCGGAAAUCCUCAAGUGAAGUAAGUGCAGACCGGCCAAAGACAUCUACGCCUGAGGAUGUUACUGCAAAAUUGGAAAAGUUGAAAAUGGAGAAUGAACAAUUGCAGGAUGUUGAAGGCAAUAAUCUAAACUCAAGAACUGAAUGUGCCUCUGGCAACAAUGAUGUGCAGGUGAAUGGCUCUAAAAAAGGUACUGACGAAAGUCCAGAGAAGUUUCGGAGUAUGGAUGGGAACCCCGGCUCAAACAUUGCUAUUGGACCCUCCUCCCCACUUGCACAGACUCCAAAGAGUGAGAGAAGUGUAAACUUGGAUCUCACUCCAACAGAGCUUGAUGGAUGCCCCAAAGAGGAUGUCUGUACAAGCUUGGACGAAAAAACCCUUGAGUUAGUUUCUCCCAUGGACUCUUUGAAGAAUAAUGCUUCUCAGGUCUCUGGCGAAGAUUGUAAGGCAGGCAUCAGGGCUUCUGGUCUCGGUUUUGAAGACAGUCAGAUGGUAUUCUGCAAGAACUCAAAGGCAGGUUGUUCGAGAAGCAAUCUAGAAAACAGCUCCAUAUCAUCACAAGAUAGACAACCAAGCUUUCUCUCCUCUACUUCACUUAGAGAUACUCUACCCGAUGCCUCUCCUAGCUUCACUUCCUUUCCUGCGGAAGUUGGCUCUCCACACUCCACUGAAGUAGAUGAUUCGUUAUCCUUUGAACAAGUGCCUGUUUGUCAUUCACAGGAGGAUAUUGGUAAUUUGGCAUACACUAAUGGACAUUUAGCAGACUGCGAACCAAAAACGGAUUUAAAAACAUCUCAUAAUAGUCACCACACAUAUGAUGAAUCCGAGAAUCACCUCUUUGGACCACAGAUUGACAUCCUUCCACAUGAUGUCGAUCUAUGUCUGGUUUCACCUUGUGAGUUUCAGCAUCACAAAUCUCCAGAGAACCAGCAGGGACUGUCCUGUGAGGUUGUUGCCCCAAGUCCUGACCUCUCUCAAGAGCCAAACCAGUGCAGUAGUAGUGAUCAUCAGUCAGUGGAAGGUCAGGAGACAACGUCCUCUGUUAGUGUCUCUCUCAUCUCGGUUUCUGAUUCUGAUGCGCCACCAGCCACUGAAGAGUGUCCCUCCAUUACUGAGGACUUGGACUCUGAUGAGGAAGCUAGUGAUAUCUUUCCACCCCACCAUCCCCAUGACCAUCCUAGCACUCAUUCGUUACACCACAAUUCCCAGCGUGUCUCUGAAGACCCUCCACCUGCCCCAAUGAAGGAUUUACCACCGCUGCCACCCCAGCCUGGUGCCUGCAUGGCCGACCCAGAGGCUGAUGCUCAGGGUAAAUCGUCCAAGAAUGUAACGUCGAAGACCAAAAAAAUAGUAACUGUGUCCUCAAAGACUGCAUCUGCAAACAUACAAAGUGGGAAGGCAAAGACUGGUGCUCCGGUGUCUACCAGUGGAACUUUUCGGGCUACGUCCAGUCUGGACACCAGGCCUGCAUCCCGCAAUGCUACCAGUGGAUCUAGACCAGGGCUUUCAAAGUCCUCAUCCAGUUCUGUCAGUGCAGUCUGUUUGGAUUUGGCAUAUUUGCCCUCUGGCUCGGCAGCUUCCACUGUCGAUGUGGAGUUUUUCCGGCGCCUCCGCUCAUCCUGCUAUAUAAUUAGUGGAGAUGAGCCGCACAAGAAAAAAGUCAUGAGAUCUAUUCUCGACUCUCUUUUAGAGGGCAAAGCAUCCUGGCCAGAUGUUCAGGUGACUUUGAUCCCCACAUUUGAUUCAAUAACUAUGCACAACUGGUACCAGGAGACCCAUGAACGGCAGCGAGAUCUGUCCAUCACAGUACUUGGAAGCAACAGCACUGUCGCCAUGCAGGACGAGACCUUCCCAGCAUGCAAAGUGGAGUUUUAAAGACAUCUGAAGAUUCACACCCCUGCCUGUCACUAGAGCACUUCUGUUCACUUUCAAAAUAAUGUGCAAAAUGAUGCCUCUCAAUUUCUUCACACAUUUUACCUUGUUUACCAUGAAGCAUUUCGGUUCUCUUCAUCAGCAAUGACGUUUUAUCUGUAAUUUAACAUAUACACUUGCUGCUUAUUAAAGUGUUAUGGAUUCUGUGUAAA